CUCCCUUCUCAGCUGACAAAAAUCAAACAAAGCGUUUAGAGAGAGAGAAAAGUGAAGCGUUUCGACCAAACAAGAUGAAUUAAUGGAAUAAAACACAUGGAAUUAGGUUUCUAAAUGUUGUAUGACCAUCCAUCAUCACUUUCAUCUUUGAAAAGGUUCUGGAAAUGUUGUAUCUGUUUGCCGAGGAGUGAACAGGUGUUACAGGAGCGGAACUUUUUUCUCAGGAAGAUGAGCUAACACGGCUAAACUCUUCGCAAGUAACACAAGAGCUGACCCAAGUAAAGGGACUGGAGAUCUCUCACACAUACACACACCAAUUACACACCCGAUUGAUACCACAAUGGCAGCUUUUAGUGAGACCCGUGAUUUAAAGGCGAGUUGGGCAUCCAGGCUCAGAGGAAAGGACCCGAAAAGCAAGUCCAAUGUCGGUGGAUGUCCUGAGGAGCAGGGUGACAGUAGCACUGUACUGGAGAAGAGUCAUGAAUUCUUUCAGAUCUGUGACACCGAGGACAAGGGCUUCGUUACUCGACGGGACAUGCAGAGGCUGCUUCAAGAGUUGCCUUUGAGUGCUGAGGAGCUCGAAAAUGUGUUUGAUACGUUGGAUGCAGACGGAAACGGAUUCCUUACCCCUGAGGAGUUCUCCUCUGGCUUUAGUGAGUUUAUAUUUGGCCCUACAGCAUCAGCAGCAACUCCAAAGCCUGCUCCAGGUCAUGUCUCACAGCCAAUUUCUUCUGAUACGCUCUACCAGAGUCAGUGGGAGGAUAAGCUCAACGUGAACGAGGAUGAUGAGGAGAAACACUUCUGUAUUCUAAUGGAGAACCUGGGAGCCAACAACGUCUUUGAGGAUCCAGUAGCAGUGCGCAGUCUGUGGGCACAGCUGCGCAGGGAUGAGCCUCAUCUACUGUCUAACUUUGAAGAGUUUCUUGCCAGGGUCACGUACCAAAUUAAAGAAGCUAACCAGGAGAAGAGUGAGAUGGAAACUGCUUUAAAAAGAAAGGCGGCCUCCCACGAUGAUGAAAUUCAGCGUCUCUAUGAAGAAAUGGAGCAACAGAUCAAAAAUGAAAAGGAGAGGAUUCUUUUACAGGAUUCUGAAAAGUUCUUAACUCGCAGUCAAGAUCUUGAGUACCAGCUUUCUAACAAAGAGAGGGAACUUGAACUAAUUUCAAACAAACAGAAACGGUUAGAGCAGCAGUGUCGUGAGCUUCACAGCGAGCAGAGGGAGACCGCAGUGGAGAACGUGAAACUGAAGCAGUAUAACGAGGAGCUGUCUCAGGAGCUGGAGCAAACCGCUCAGGAGCUAAGCUUAGCACAAGAGCAGCUCAAUAUGCUGCAGGACAAAGCUUCUCGCCUACAGGAGGAGCGAGAGCUGGAGAUGUACAGAGUUACUGAGAGUUUGCAAAGAGAGAGAGCAAGUCUACUUAAGCAACUAGAUUUAUUAAGGGAAAUGAACAAACAUUUACGGGAUGAGCAGGAUAUGUCCUAUCAAAAACCAAAGAACUCGACUGUAAAGGCAUCAAGGGCACAGAGACCUGGAUAUCCAGAAAGGAAACAAUCAUUUAAGAGUGAUGAUGACGAGGACAUACUGCCACAUUCUAAGAGGAAGAGUGCAAGAGGUGUAAAGGGACAGGGUUUGGCUUCAGGGCAGGAGGGUCAAGCAGAGCAAUGGCGUUCUCCUACUCACCAUCUACAGAGGAUCAUCUCCAUUGAAGAAGACCACCUCCCCCAGUUCCUGCAAAAGGAGUACCAAGCCGAGCUCAAGAACUGGAAGGAGGAAGACGAAGACCUGGAAGAGGGCAUUGACCUCCAAAUGACCAGCAUCCUUCCUUCUACCAGCACACCAAUCUCGCAGGGUCCUCCACCAGAGAGCAGACACACACAGACCCCCACCUCACCCCGGGGGCAACCUGUGGGCAAGGAGACUGUCCAACCACAGGAGGGAGCGAACUUGGGACCAGACCGUCUGUUUAAGAUUCUUAUGGUGGGAAACUCCAGCGUUGGCAAGACCUCAGUACUGCGCCGUUUCUGUGAAGAUGGGUUCUACCCAGGAACCUCAGCAACUGUCGGAAUUGACUACAGUGUAAAAACACUUACAGUGGACAGCAGUCAGGUAGCGCUGCAGAUGUGGGAUACAGCUGGGCAGGAAAGGUAUCGCAGCAUCACUAAGCAGUUUUUCCGCAAGGCAGACGGUGUAGUGGUCAUGUAUGACAUCACUUGUGAGCAGACUUUUACAGCAGUGAGAUCAUGGCUGACCAGCGUACAGGAAGGAGCAGGAGAUAACAUUCCUAUUAUGUUGCUGGGAAAUAAGACAGAUCUGGAGGACCAGAGAGAGAUUCAGUCCCGAGUAGGAGAAAAAUUGGCUAAGGAGUCUCGACUGAUUUUCUUCGAGUGCAGUGCUUUAUCUGGCCACAAUGUGACCAACUCUAUGGUGCACUUGGCAAGGAUUCUAAAAGAACAAGAGGACAGGGAGAAAGAGAAAACUAUUUCUCUGGCUGAUGCCUCUUCAAAGAAGAAGUCCUGCUGCUAGCAGAAAGAUCCUAAAACACACACACCACCUGUAGUGCCUGAGUUGUAGCUCGUUCCCUUCCAUGUCCCUGGUUUUAACAGAACAGUAUGUUUUACACCGUUCUGUCACACUCUACACCUGGGUUUUAACAUCAUAAAACACUUUUAGAUAUAUGUGAUUGUUUUUAACUUCUUGACACCACAGUAAAUGAGCAGUGUUAUGAUGAGGGUGAUGAUUUGCACUAUAGGUUUUUUUUUUUUUGGUAGAUCAACUGUACAUAUAAAAAACAAAAAAGGCUCUUUAUACCAAAAGCCAAAAUAAGCCUUGUUAUGAUAUUUACACCAGCAUAUAAUAACUAGUAAAAAACAUAGAUGAAGGAAAUCUCAUAGUAGUCUCAUACUUUUUGUUGUUUACAGUACAAGCGUUUACAUUUCUUAAUUUAAAGUGCCAAAAUGGUGCUUAUUUCACGAUGAAACAUGAAAUAACUUGCUUUC
This is a messenger RNA of Clarias gariepinus (North African catfish), 2997 nucleotides long. RefSeq names its product calcium release activated channel regulator 2Aa (gene cracr2aa). Gene Ontology annotation, molecular function: GTPase activity; calcium ion binding; GTP binding. Bases 341 to 2524 code for a protein of 727 amino acids. The transcript is spliced from 18 exons. The record is from RefSeq and is a predicted model, not a curated record. NCBI's taxonomy places the organism in Eukaryota, Metazoa, Chordata, Actinopteri, Siluriformes, Clariidae.